UUUGAUUUCAGAAAUUAACAAGCUAUAUAUUAUCUGGCUAAAGCUUGGAAAACAUUUACUUCGAAGCCCUGGAUUCUCAUAUGCCGACAGUGUGACCCACUGGCAACGACUGAAACACCCUAACGCCUUUGGCUUAGCAGCACUGGCAGCUUCAACAAAAAGCACAAUUUAAAACAAUAUUAACGUAGUUCCACAAUAAAUGCUAACAAAAUGCUCUCCAACCUGGUGGUGACCAAUCAGAAAGUGGUCCUCGUAAUAGAUGAGCUAAAUCGGGAGCGCAUUGCCCCCAAGUUCAUCGGCAGCCUGCUGCACGAGCAGGGACAGGGGGCGGAAACCAUCAAGGCCCUGCCCACCGGCGUCAGCCUGAAGCACGUGGCCACCUUCGAGGCGCUGAUCACCGAGUGCGCCAACACCAAAAACAACAACACUGCCGGGGGAGAAGCCGGCGACCUGGAGGCGAGCAGUCCUCGCUCGAAAUCUACUGGCUUCAACGUCAUCCUGCCCACCUUGGCCGAUCUGCUGUGCUACCAGACGCCCGCUUUCAUCUUUGGCUUCCUCAACCGCCUGCGGCGCUCGGAGAAUGUGUGCCGUGUGUUCCUGUGGGCCUCCCCGCAGCACCUACAGAAUCCCCAUGCCGACUACAUCCUGGCGGGCUGCGAGUACCUGGCCGAGUUGGUCCUACGACUGGAAUCCGACAAAUUACUCUCACUGAUUUCAAGAAAGCCGGGCGGUGGGGUGUCCAACAGGCGCUACUCCUGCCAAGUCAGCAAAACCUCUUUUCAGGUAACGCCGCUGGACGGAGGACUACCUGCCGGUGCCUCCCCCAAACAGCCCUCGCCCGAAUCGGAGCAGACCCCAGAGCCGGCCAGAAGCACCUUUAAAAUCGAGCUUCAUGAGGAUGAAGUGGUGGCCCGCAAUGCACUCACCCUGCCAUACGAACGCACAUGCGAACCGUCUGAGGGAAACAUAAUAUACACGCCCGAUGCCGACGACGAUUUCGACGAGGAGGAUCCGGACGAGGAUCUGUGCAUCUAGGCUGCCCGCCAGCAGCGAACGGCAGUACAAAUAGCCUUGGCUUUAAGUCUCCAUAAGUCUAACCUACUAAAACCAUAAAAUACCUGGAAUUCCGGCCCCAAAGUUCCGCCUAGAGGGGUGCGUUCAACCUCGCAAGAGGAGCAGAAUGAAUCUUUGAACGACCACUUAGUACAUGUAGAAUUGCUCAUUUAUUUUGGAUAACUUGAUAUGUGAAUCAAAAAAUCGAAGAAACUUUGUGAAUACAACUGAUUCAAUUGCUA
Drosophila santomea is the source of this 1295-nucleotide messenger RNA. RefSeq names its product elongator complex protein 5 (gene Elp5). The coding region runs from base 211 to 1035 and encodes 274 amino acids. NCBI's taxonomy places the organism in Eukaryota, Metazoa, Arthropoda, Insecta, Diptera, Drosophilidae. Gene Ontology annotation, cellular component: elongator holoenzyme complex; nucleus; cytosol. The transcript is spliced from 3 exons. The record is from RefSeq and is a predicted model, not a curated record. Gene Ontology annotation, molecular function: tRNA binding. Gene Ontology annotation, biological process: tRNA wobble uridine modification.